CUAGUCACGAACAUGGAAGACAGGGAUUGUUGUUGUUCCACCAAUUCAAACAUCACACGAAGCAAAAGAAGUAGCAGUCACACGGAGAAAGCGAAGAAACAACAACAAGAGAAACCAAUCAAACCAUACAGAGGGAUAAGGAUGAGGAAGUGGGGUAAGUGGGUGGCUGAGAUUAGAGAACCAAACAAGAGAUCCAGGAUUUGGUUGGGUUCUUACACCACCCCUGUCGCCGCCGCACGAGCCUACGACACCGCCGUGUUCUACCUGAGGGGCCCAUCAGCUCGCCUCAACUUCCCCGAAUUGUUGUUCCAAGACCAAGAAGAUUCCAUCCAUCAAUUACAGAACAUGUCCGCAGAUUCCAUACGCCAAAAAGCCACCCAAGUUGGUGCCAGAGUGGACGCUCUCCAAACAGCUCUUCAUGCUUCUUCCACUUCCACCUCCCAGAAACCUGACUUGAAUGAGUUUCCAAAACCUGAAGAUUCCCUUGACCUUCAGGAUUGAUAUUAUUAAUAUAUAUAUCAAUAUUAUUAAUAUUGAUGAAGCUUUGGAGCUAGGGCUUGGAACUAAACCCUUCAGCCCUUCACCUUAAUUUGUCUAUCUUCUUGUUUUUCAGUUGAAUAUCUUUAAUCAUAUUAUUAAAGUACAUAUUUUCUAGGGUUUCUGCUAAGUGCUGCCACUAUCUUUAUUAGAAGAAAGAGGAUAUAAAGAAUUAGAUAUCUGUAGUAGUACCUUGUAGCUUGUGACGUUCCAUAUGGUUUUGCAAAGGUGUAACAUAAAAUGGCCACUAAACGUCAAUGGGUGUCGGUGGCUUCUUUCGCUACGACAAGCUAGAAAGAUAGUUCAUCCAAUUAAUUGUUUUUAAGUAGGAGAAUCUUGUUCUUUUCCUAUCCAAAAG
Gastrolobium bilobum is the source of this 895-nucleotide messenger RNA. RefSeq names its product ethylene-responsive transcription factor RAP2-1-like. Bases 13 to 501 code for a protein of 162 amino acids. The transcript is spliced from 2 exons. Lineage: Eukaryota; Viridiplantae; Streptophyta; Magnoliopsida; Fabales; Fabaceae. Gene Ontology annotation, molecular function: DNA binding; DNA-binding transcription factor activity. The record is from RefSeq and is a predicted model, not a curated record. Gene Ontology annotation, biological process: regulation of DNA-templated transcription.